AUGCCAAUUAAUCAACCAUCUGGUCAGAUUAAAUUGACCAAUGUUUCUAUGGUCAGAUUGAAGAAGAACAAGAAGAGAUUUGAAGUUGCAUGUUAUCAGAAUAAAGUUCAAGAUUACCGUAAAGGCAUUGAAAAGGAUCUAGAUGAGGUAUUACAGAUUCAUCAAAUAUUUAUGAAUGUAUCGAAAGGUUUGGUGGCCUCUAAAGAAGAUCUACAGACAUGUUUUGGUACAAAUGAUGUUGAUUUGAUUAUUAAAGAGAUCUUAAAUAAAGGUGAAAUUCAAUUAUCUGAAAAAGAAAGACAGUUGAUGCUAAAUAAGAUUAACAAUGAAAUGCUAACGAUUAUAAGUACCAAAUGUAUUAAUCCAAAAUCCAAAAAGAGGUAUCCUCCAACAAUGAUUCACAAAGCAUUGAAUGAAUUAAAAUUUAGCCCCGUAGUAAAUAAGCCAGCAAAAUUACAAGCAUUAGAAGCAAUCAAAUUGUUAAUCUCAUCACAAAUAAUUCCAAUAGUAAGAGCCAAAAUGAAGAUAAAAAUCGUAUUAAAUCAAGAAGCUCAAGGCAGUGGUGAUUCUACUGAACUUGUAGAAAAGAUUACUAAAUUUUUCAUUAAACCAGUUAUAGUUGAAGAACCUAUAUGGACUUGUACAGGAUUGAUUGAUCCUGUUAGUUAUAGAGACUUGGUAUCAAUAUGUAAUGGUAAUGGUACUAUACAAGUAUUGGAUAUGGCUGUAAUAGAUGAUAGCAACUGA
Vanderwaltozyma polyspora DSM 70294 is the source of this 747-nucleotide messenger RNA. RefSeq names its product guanine nucleotide exchange factor SDO1 (gene SDO1). Bases 1 to 747 code for a protein of 248 amino acids. The transcript has a single exon. Gene Ontology annotation, biological process: ribosome biogenesis; cytosolic ribosome assembly. Lineage: Eukaryota; Fungi; Ascomycota; Saccharomycetes; Saccharomycetales; Saccharomycetaceae. The record is from RefSeq and is a predicted model, not a curated record.